This is a messenger RNA of Artibeus jamaicensis (Jamaican fruit-eating bat), 1179 nucleotides long. RefSeq names its product carbonyl reductase [NADPH] 2-like. Gene Ontology annotation, biological process: glucose metabolic process; xylulose metabolic process. NCBI's taxonomy places the organism in Eukaryota, Metazoa, Chordata, Mammalia, Chiroptera, Phyllostomidae. Bases 100 to 855 code for a protein of 251 amino acids. Gene Ontology annotation, molecular function: L-xylulose reductase (NADPH) activity; carbonyl reductase (NADPH) activity. The record is from RefSeq and is a predicted model, not a curated record. The transcript has 8 exons.
CCCAGACCGGCCCCGCCCCCGCCUCGCGCACACCCGCCCGGCGGUCUCGGGCCCCACGGGCAGUGGGGCGACCCGAGCACAGCGUCAGGCCGCGCCGCCAUGGAGCUGGGGCUCUCUGGCCGCCGGGCGCUCGUCACGGGGGCAGGCAAAGGCAUAGGGCGCAGCACGGUGCAGGCGCUGCACGCGGCGGGUGUGGAGGUCGUGGCGGUGAGCCGGACCCAGGAUGAUCUGGACAGCCUGGUCCGCGAGUGCCCCCGGGUGAAGCCUGUGUGUGUGGACCUGGGUGACUGGGAAGCCACGGAGCAGACGCUGGGCGGCGUGGGCCCCGUGGACCUGCUGGUGAACAAUGCCGCUGUGGCGUUGCCGCAGCCCUUCCUGGAGGUCACCAAGGAGGCCUUCGACAGGUCCUUCAGCGUGAACCUGCGGUCUGUGUUCCAGGUGUCCCGGAUGGUGGCCCUAGGCAUGAUCGAACGCAGAGUGCCUGGCUCCAUUGUCAAUAUCUCCAGCAUAACAGCCUACGUCACCUUUCCCAACGUGGCCGUCUACAGCUCCACCAAGGGUGCGAUGACCAUGCUGACCAAAACUAUGGCCUUGGAGCUGGGGCCACACAAGGUGAAGAUGGGGUGCUGGAUCCGGGUGAACUCCGUGAACCCUACGUUUGUGCUGUCGACGGCCAUGAGCAAACCAAGCUUGAGCAACCCCGAGUUCCUCCGGAAGAUUAAGGAGCGGCACCCGAUGAAGAGGUUUGCAGAGAUGGAGGACGUGGUCAACAGCAUCCUGUUCCUGCUCAGCGACCGCAGCGCCUCCACCAGCGGCUCCAGCCUGCUAGUGGACGCCGGGUACCUGACUUCUUAGAGCAGCCUGGUAGUGCGGACUUCCCCGCGGUCCUCCGCGCCUCCGGGCCCCGCCUCCCCGCCGUGGCCCCGCCCCCGCCCACGAGGCCACGCCCCUGGCCACAUUUAUUAUCAGCAGCUGCGCCUCCUCGGCCCCGCCUCCCAACCUCUACUCCACCGCCCCGCAUCUGGCCCUGCUCCUCCGCCUGCCCUACCUCGCUGCCCCGACACUCCUCCCCUGCCCUACCUGGCUGCCCCGACACUCCUCCCUUGUUGCCCUCCACCACAGACUGUGACCUCGGCUGUACUGGGGUCGACUCGCCUAAAUAAAUAAACGGAGGCCAUG